AUGGCCUCGACCGUUUUUUUGUCUUUCUCACCACCGGCUUAUCUUAAACGGGCGGUUUCCGUUUCGUUUCUUCACGCCAAACCGCGAAGUUUUCAGCUACCUUUUUGCUCCUCCUCCUCCUCCUCGUUUACCGAUUUCAGUGUACGGCGCAGAGGCAGAGGCAGAGGCUUGUACACUGCGGUAGCUUGCUCAACAAGGAAGAUGGGAUUGCAAUGGAUCAGAGAUGGAAACAUUUCCUUGGUAUCGGCUAAAACCGAUUUGUCUCAGGUUUUGUCAGCUUUGCUUCCUUUCGUUGUAGCUCUCACUGCCUUAGCCGCUCUCUCCUACCCUUCUACUUUCAUAUGGGUAUCUAAAGAACUAUAUGCUCCUGCUCUUGGAGGGAUAAUGUUAUCCAUUGGAAUCCAGCUCUCGGUCAAAGAUUUUGCUCUUGCACUCAAAAGACCAUUGCCGCUUUCCGUUGGGUUUCUUGCUCAGUACGUUCUCAAACCGAUCCUCGGGGUUUUCGUUGCUAAUGCAUUCGGGAUAUCUCCAACGUUCUACUCCGGUUUUGUACUCACGUCUUGUGUGGCAGGAGCUCAAUUGUCUAGCUACGCGAGUUUCCUAAGCAAAUCAGAUGUUGCCUUGAGCAUUCUUCUCACUAGCUCUACUACUUUUGCCUCUGUAAUAUUCACACCUUUGCUUACCCGUUUUCUCAUUGGAUCGGUCGUUCCUGUUGAUGCAAUAGCCAUGUCCAGAUCCAUACUACAGGUUGUGCUUGUCCCAGUGACUCUUGGGCUCGUGUUAAACACCUACGCAAAGCCUGUGGUCACACUUGGUCGUGACUUUCCAUGCCGCAGCAUUCGCCUUGGGAUAUUGGUUCUCAAAGAUCCCUGCCCUGAGAACUCGACAUUAGCGGGUCUCCUCGCGUCUCAGUUCCUUGGAAGCAGCCAAGCGGUGCCACCAGCUUGCUCAGGGGUCGUGUUGGCCAUUAUGGGUCUAUGCCUUGCCUCCUUCUGGGGCAAUGGGUUUCGUAUCAGAGACAUCAUUCCAUCUCUAACAACACCACAAAGCAGUGGCUCCACAGUCGAAUCAUGA
Microthlaspi erraticum is the source of this 1074-nucleotide messenger RNA. NCBI's taxonomy places the organism in Eukaryota, Viridiplantae, Streptophyta, Magnoliopsida, Brassicales, Brassicaceae. The record is from the annotation of a GenBank genome assembly.